This is a messenger RNA of Trypanosoma grayi, 330 nucleotides long. RefSeq lists its product as hypothetical. The record is from RefSeq and is a predicted model, not a curated record. Lineage: Eukaryota; Euglenozoa; Kinetoplastea; Trypanosomatida; Trypanosomatidae. Bases 1 to 330 code for a protein of 109 amino acids. The transcript has a single exon.
AUGGACGCGGAUCCCAACGAAACGACGGUGGCUGUGCUGGAUACGACGGAGGCAAACAGCGUGGAGAACAGGAUUGCGCGGCGACGCAGCACCCUUCCAAGCAUGGAGCUGCCGGAUGGCUCAGGGGGGAUUCCGGUGUCCAAAAACUGUUCAUUUGUUGAGGCCAACCUGGUUUCCGACCCGCAGGUGUGGAAUCACCGUUUCAAUGGAGCGUUCAUCACACCAAGUAGAAUGGGGCCCUCAAAUGAAGAAUCGUCGGCAUUGUCGGACCCCAACGCUGAUAGACCACGCACCCCCGAGGUGACGUGUUGCUCUCUAUUUUUCAGUUAG